UUCCAACACCAACAACCAGAUUAAUGAUCAAUUACCCCAACCUGCUGCUUGUAGUCAGCACUUCUUCCCGCUGACCCUCCACAUCGUGGUGCUUCUGCCGUCAGUGCAGGGAAGAAACAGAUCCAGAACCAUGGAACAAAACACCACCAUAACCCAAAGUCCUGCGCAGCAGUUCAACAUCUCCGACAUCAUCGUCAUCGUGGCCUAUUUCAUGCUGAACGUGGCGGUUGGGAUUUGGUCUUCAUGUCGCGUGAACAGGAACACUCUGAAUGGAUACUUCCUAGCAGGGCGUAAUAUGGCUUGGUGGCCUAUUGGCGCGUCCCUCUUUGCCAGCAGCGAGGGCUCCGGGCUGUUUAUCGGACUGGCGGGUACUGGAGCAGCAGGCGGCAUCGCGGUGGCUGGAUUUGAAUGGAAUGCAACAUAUAUUUUACUAGCGUUGGCGUGGAUUUUUGUGCCAGUGUAUAUCUCCUCGGGGAUUGUUACCAUGCCGGAGUAUUUACAAAGGAGGUUUGGUGGAGAGAGGAUACAGAUGUAUCUGUCCGCACUGUCUCUGUUGCUGUCUGUCUUCACCAAAAUUUCAACAGACCUGUAUUCUGGGGCGCUCUUCGUCCAGGUGUGCUUGGGAUGGAACCUCUAUCUCUCCACAGUCCUGAUGCUGGUGGUGACGGCACUAUACACUAUUGCAGGAGGUCUGGCCGCUGUGAUUUACACUGAUGCUCUACAAACUGUCAUCAUGAUUGUGGGUGCCAUUAUCCUGACUAUUACAGCUUUUAACGAAAUUGGGGGCUACCAAAAUCUACAGAAGGCUUAUACUGAGGCUAUACCAAUGCUAGUGGUCCCAAACACCACAUGCCACCUUCCUCGGUCAGACGCCAUGCACUUAUUCCGAGAUCCAGUCAACGGCGACCUUCCUUGGACAGGAAUGACCUUUGGUUUGACCAUCAUCGCAGCUUGGUACUGGUGUACUGAUCAGGUCAUUGUACAAAGGUCUCUGUCUGCCAAGAACCUGAGCCAUGCCAAGGCCGGAUCCAUCCUCGCCAGCUACCUCAAAAUGCUGCCUAUGAUCUUCAUCAUCAUGCCAGGGAUGAUCAGCAGGGCUCUGUACCCAGAUUCUGUUGGCUGUGUGGUACCCGAAGAGUGUGUUAAAGUUUGUGGUGCUGAAGUUGGUUUCAAUAUUGCAUACCCCAAACUGGUCAUUGAGCUGAUGAGCAGUGGUCUGCGUGGACAGGAUGAUCGCGUGAUGAGUGCUCUAAUGUCAUCAUUGACUUCCAUCUUUAACUGCAGCAGCACACUCUUUACUAUGGACAUCUGGAGGAAAUUCAGGAAGAGCGCAACUGAGAAGGAGCUGUUGUUGGUGGAAGGUGAAUUAGUGACAGUUGUCCUUGUCAUCGUGAGCGUCGUCUGGAUCCCUAUCCUGCAGAACGCCAACAGUGGUCAGCUGUAUGUUUACAUCCAAUCCAUCACCAGCUACCUGGCCCCACCUGUCACAGCCGUCUUUGCCUUGGCAGUGUUUUGGAAGAGAGCCAAUGAGCAGGGAGCAUUCUGGGGCCUAAUGAUUGGCCUGGUGGUGGGCCUGGCUCGGAUGAUAUUGGAGUUUGUGUACCCCAUACCUCGCUGUGGUAUUUAUGAUGAGCGUCCGUCUAUACUAAAGGAUGUUCACUACCUUCACUUCGCUAUCAUUCUAUGUGCACUGACAGUGGCGAUAGUGGUGGGGGUCAGCCUCCUCUCAGAGCCUCCGCUGCCUUCACAGGUGAAAAAUCUCACUUGGUGGACUAUACCGCGUGGAAAAAACCAUCCACCUGAAAUCACACUCAGGAAAGUGUCUACUCGGAGCCACUCCGGUCCCAGAGACAGUGAAGUUCCGGCCAACUCUUCAACCCGGAGCAGGUCCUGGAGCAGUGCCCUCUGCAGCCCCCCCAAAGAUGCAGUGGAAUGUCCCAGCUCUGCCCAGCAAAGAAGCAUCAAGGAGGACCCAUUCUGGGCGCGGGUGUGCUGCAUUAAUGCCAUCGUUCUGAUAUGCAUCAACAUUUUCUUAUAUGCAUAUUUCGCAUAACAUCAGGAGAAUGACUCCAGUUCACAUUUGCCUGCCCUAAAAUUGAAGUCUCUUGAUAACAUUCAUCUUUGCAG
This is a messenger RNA of Rana temporaria (common frog), 2127 nucleotides long. RefSeq names its product solute carrier family 5 member 10 (gene SLC5A10). The record is from RefSeq and is a predicted model, not a curated record. Gene Ontology annotation, molecular function: D-glucose:sodium symporter activity. Gene Ontology annotation, biological process: transmembrane transport. Lineage: Eukaryota; Metazoa; Chordata; Amphibia; Anura; Ranidae. Gene Ontology annotation, cellular component: plasma membrane.